CCUCCACAAAGCAGGCGGGCUACACACAACUGAAGCCGGGAACCAGAAAUUCCUGUUUGUAGAGUGAAUAUCUAGUUUUUAUUUGGUCAUGUCCAGGAAAAGAUCCAGUUUCAUCAUACAGCGACAUGUUUUAAAGGCAGAAAGGUGUGGCGUCACAAUGCGUAAGAGCCAGAGGAUUUCAGGUGGAAAGGCGGUGUUCUACAAACCAGUUGGAGGUGUGACUGAAAUAAGAUCAGGAUACUUAUACAAGUCUCCUCCUUCGAAGUUACUGAAGACAGAGAAAUCGUGGAAGCAGCGCUAUUUUGUGCUGUUCAAAGUCAACGAGAAACAGCACCUGUUCAAGUACUUCAGAUCUUCAGCCACCACAGAAAAGCCGCUCGGAGGAAUUGAAUUAUCACAGAUCACUUUGUUGUAUGUGAGCCCACAAACCCACAAGAAAUGGGAAUGGGUGGAGAAAAACUUCAAAUGUUCACCAUCCUGUGUGCUGUACAUUAAGACCGCCGGGCCGAAUGCCCGCGACUACUUCCUCAUUGGGGAGAACAGUAAAGAGGUGGACGGCUGGUACUCUGAUCUGUUUGAAGCCAUGAAAAGUCGCCCACAUAAAUGCUUCAGUUCAGAGGAAAUUUUUAAUGGAGAGCAAAAUAUUGAGAUAAUUUCGCGCCCUCUUGUGCGGAGCAACAGUUCUGCUAUGUCUGAAAUGUCUGAUGGGAAAAUUCGCUCCAUGUCUGAUCCAUCCUCAAAUGAAAAACCAAGGCCUGAUCCUGCCAAACGCCGCGGGUCUGAGCCGUCUCCACUCUAUGACUAUCCAAGAUCGUACUUUGAGGUACUACAGGGGCAGGAAGAUGAUGAUGAAGAGGAUGAUGAUGAUGAUGAGGAUGAUGAAUCCAUUCACAGUAAGAGUGCAGAGGCUAUAUACGAAACGAUGGGGGAUAUAAACAAGCAGGCGGCUCAAGCAGUGGACUGUGAAGUUGAAGGCAUUACAUCUGUUUCUCGCGUGUUUGCCCAUCUGAAGACACCGGCUUCCCCAGUGCUGCCAUUGGACAAGGAGCCAUUUACUACCAAUGGUGUGAAUUCAGACAUGAGCAGCAGCUCCAGUGGGGCGGUGUCUCCUGUUGAGAUGCCGUGCAGAUACAGUGGAACGCUGGGAACACGAAGCUCCAGUGAGAGUCUUGACAACUGUGGCCCAUUAGAGACAGACAUUGAAGUGAAGCAAGCAGACUUGAAAAAACACCUGACAGUAACAGAAGUCGAUGGAAAACCAUGUGUGUCUACUUGGACCGGGCCACCACUGAGCCUCUUCCACAAAGGAGACCAAAUCCUCGGAAUCAAUGACUUGCACACAGGUACUGUGGAUGAAUUCAACAUGUACCUGAGCAAGACGCUGAAGAAUGAGAUGAAAAUAACCAUCUUGCGUCGAGCUGGACACCUUUCUCUGCCUGCAUCAUUUAAUCUGUGUAACGGCGAGAUGAAGUAGCUACUUCCACUUCGUGUCUGUGUUCUACAGACUCUGAGGCACUUUCUAUCUGUAGAUUUUGGGUUUGUUUCACGAAUUGACACUUUAUAGCUGGCAGACAGUAUUUUCUGAUUACACUGAGCAAAGUGUCCAAUGCAACAUUGAUCCUCUGAGAUAUGCUCAUGUUUAGUGUAACAGUAUAGUUACUAAAAGUUGGUUCCAUUCGGUUGUAAGGUAUUCACAGUAGCAUGGUGGAAGCAAUUUCGUACUUGUUGGAGAGUUAUGAACAUGUUAAGGGGGAGUUGCACUUGGGUCAGGUAUUUGUUGUUUGUAUUGCUCCACAUCCACAAAAUUGUAACUUUCCAACAACAAGAACAACAAACCACUCAUUUGAACACAACUAUACAAACGCUUGAAUUUGUAUCAAGAUGAUGCAAAGGGAUUUUUAACGCAGACCCCUACCUCGGGUACUUAUUUGUCAAAUACUUAAAGGAUUGACCAACGUGCAGCACACAAUUGCCAAAUCUAUCAGGAGUACUUUCAUGGCAAAAAAAAAAAAAAAAAAAAUUCUUAUUACACACUGAAGAAAUUAUCAAGAAUUAUAUCGACAUACUUUUACUGUUGUAUUGGUAGUUUUGCUUAGUCCAUCUAUAUAUAUAUAUCUACAAGUACUACAAAUGAAGGCUAAACGUAGUUUACUACUCUUUUAUAAAUCUCGUAUUAUGUGUUGUUGCACCAUUUGUGUUCAUUAUGUAAUGCUGACUUGCUGUUUUACCCAGGUAUGAUGCAAGUCGCUGGUGUUAUUUCUACUCCAGAUAAGUAAUUUGUGCAACACAGUGGGUGCUUUACAGAAAACAACUGACUAAAGCAUGUUUCUUCAUAACAGCUGCAUGAUAUCCAGAAUGACAUGCACAAUAUAAACUCAUGCACCCAACACAAAUGUCUGAGUAAAAUUACACUAAGGGAAGAAAAUGUGAUAAACUGUGCAACUUGUAUAUACUAUAGUCAAAGUAAUUUUAUUGUGUAAAUACAUAAAGUGCAGUUGUCAUACAUGUAGUCCCGUUGAUGUGAGGUGGAUGAUUUCUGCACUCAAAUCAUCUCCAUAUUGUAAAUAUUACUGUAUAUUAACAAGACCACUGUCACGUCGAAUGUACUACAAAAAAGCUAAGAAGCCAAACACUGUAUUUAUAAAAUUAUACAACAAAGCUCUGUAACUUGUGUAAAUGUAACCAUGUGCAGAUUCCUUUGCUCAUGGCAGCAUUUCUCAGCAUCAGUGCCCCAUACAGACCACAAACAGUUUGCUGUGACAUGUUGCAGAAGCUAUUUCUCAAAAUGAGGUUAAUGUGAUCAUGUUAGGGAGUACAUUAAGGAGGAAAGAAUUGAAAUUUGCUCAAAUACUAUUCUUUUGAAAAGAAAAAUUAUUCAGAGCUUUGUAAUGAAUGUCUGCAGUCCAAAAAUCAAUUUAAAUCAACUAACACUAUGAUGUGAUAUUUUCCGAUGAAGUUGUAUUUAUUUUAAGGUUAAUGAAGCUGAUACAAGUUUUUCCCCAUAUGUCAUUUAUUCAACUGAUAUUUACACUGUACUAUCUAAAUAAAUACAUUAAUUUACA
Thalassophryne amazonica is the source of this 3062-nucleotide messenger RNA. Its product is annotated as pleckstrin homology domain-containing family S member 1-like. NCBI's taxonomy places the organism in Eukaryota, Metazoa, Chordata, Actinopteri, Batrachoidiformes, Batrachoididae. The transcript is spliced from 17 exons. Bases 89 to 1474 code for a protein of 461 amino acids. The record is from RefSeq and is a predicted model, not a curated record.